CCAUUACAAUCUUCCUUCUUCUCUCUCUCUCUUUCUGUUUUCUCUUCUUCUGCAACGAACCAGCUUUCUCUCAAAAUUUUCAGUUCUUGAAGCUUGAGAAAGAUGAAGUUGCCGGUUUUUGUAAUUCCUCUCAUCGCUCUUUCUUGUUUUCUUGCUGUUUUUGGUCCUCAGUUCUCCACAGAUUGGACCAUUUUCUUUGAUAAAUACGCUUCAAUCCAGUCCUCUGUUUCUUCUUCCUCCCAACCAGAGGAUUCCCAUUCUAAUACCUCCGCUCCGGCGGUGACGGCGGCGAAUGAUCAAACAGUGGGACAAUACCAAUCUCCUCUAAAUCACUCUGUUUUCUUAAUACAGAGCCUUCAACUAUAUCCUAAUAAGACGAGAGUCAACGAAGAUUUAAGAGAAACCGCCAUUAAUGAAGUGAACAGAAACGUUUCUUUUAAAAGUGAUUAUGAAUCGACGGUGACAGUGAAAGCGAGAAGACAGAGGGAAUAUACAAAAUUGGAGAGAAUCGAAGCAGGGCUAAGAAGAGCAAGAGCCGCCAUUAGAGAAGCAAAGUUCCAUAAUCAAACAGAAGAUCCCGACUUUGUUCCCUCUGGCCCAAUGUAUUGGAAUUCCAAAGCAUUUCACAGGAGUUACAUAGAAAUGGAGAAGGAGCUGAAGAUCUUCGUUUAUGAAGAAGGAGAGCCUCCCCUGUUUCACAAUGGCCCCUGCAAGAGCAUUUACUCAACUGAAGGCAACUUCAUCCACGCCAUCGAAAUGGACUCCCGGUUUCGGACCAAAGAUCCCGAAAAGGCCCAUGUCUUCUUCCUUCCUCUUAGUGUUGCCAUGCUCGUUCGGUUCGUCUAUGUUCAUGACUCUCAUGACUUCACUCCAAUACGACACACAGUCGUUGAUUACAUCAAUGUCAUUGGAACCAAAUAUCCGUUCUGGAAUCGCACACUUGGUGCAGAUCAUUUCAUGCUCUCCUGCCAUGAUUGGGGUCCGGAAGCAUCGAAGUCGGUUCCCCAUUUAUACAAAAACUCGAUUCGAGUGCUCUGCAACGCCAACACUUCCGAAGGCUUCAACCCAUCAAAGGACGUAUCAUUCCCAGAAAUCAAUCUGCAGACAGGUUUCUUGACCGGAUUUCUUGGCGGCCCAUCUCCCUCCCGCCGCCCAAUUCUGGCCUUCUUCGCCGGUGGGCUUCACGGCCCAAUAAGGCCCAUUCUAAUCCAGCAAUGGGAGAAUCAAGACCGAGACAUUCAAGUCCAUCAGUACCUCCCCAAAGGAGUCUCUUACAUUGACAUGAUGAGGAAGAGCAAGUUCUGCCUCUGCCCGAGUGGCUACGAAGUCGCUAGUCCAAGAAUUGUGGAAGCCAUUUACACCGGGUGCGUUCCUGUCCUGAUUUCCGACCACUACGUCCCACCCUUCAGCGAUGUGAUAAAUUGGAAAUCUUUCUCUGUGGAAGUCUCGGUCGAGGACAUUCCGAACUUGAAGACGAUCUUGACGGGAAUAUCGACCCGGCAGUACUUGAGAAUGUAUAGGAGAGUGGUGAAAGUUAGGAGACAUUUUGAAGUGAACUCACCGCCAAAGAGAUUUGAUGUGUAUCAUAUGAUACUUCAUUCUGUGUGGCUUAGAAGACUCAAUCUUAGACUGCGUGAUCGUUGAUUAUUUUGGGUGGUAAUUAAUUGGAAUGUGUAUAGCUAUAUAUUGGUUUUUUAUUUUUAUUUUUGUCUUCACAUUUUUGUAUAUUAAAGGAUUAAUCAUUUAAUUUGAUAAGAAGGAAGGUUGAA
This is a messenger RNA of Benincasa hispida (wax gourd), 1769 nucleotides long. RefSeq names its product Exostosin family protein. The record is from RefSeq and is a predicted model, not a curated record. Gene Ontology annotation, molecular function: glycosyltransferase activity. NCBI's taxonomy places the organism in Eukaryota, Viridiplantae, Streptophyta, Magnoliopsida, Cucurbitales, Cucurbitaceae.